AUGUGCUACGGCGUAGACGGAAUCCCCGUGAGCUGCCGCUGCUGUGGAUAUGGUGUCGCGACUUGCAGGUCUUUUGCGUUUGACGCUGGCAGGUUGCAGACAGACACACUGGCAUUGGCAGAGUCUGUGUUAUACAUCUAUCUGAUCAUUUGUCUGUCUGUUCAAUCUGUCGUGGCUGCAGCAGUCAGUGGGCUGCGUCUUUGGCAGGAAUUCUGGGAGGAUUUCCUCCAGUAUUCUGAGCAACCAAAGUCCGUGUUUUUUCUCGCCAUUUACAGACACGCCUCCCGGCCCCCUUUUUCCGCCAGAGUUUAUCUGCCGGUCCCGAAGCCUGAGCCUCCUUCCUCUCACAAGAGUGAUGAUGGAAUCGCAAUGGACACAAAAGCCGGCCGCCAUGGCAUCAAGUUUCUGCAAAUAACCCUGCUUCCACCGGUCUGGCGAGAUUUGAAGGUCUUGGUUUCUGGCCUAGCUCCGCCCAUCGGGAACCACUUUGGAGCAAUCCAUCUCCCUCUUUGCACUAACACGCAGCUUCCCGUCAGUCAAACACCUCAGUUGACAACAGUCAGCGAGAACCUUACAUCUGACGAACAUGCACAUGCGCAGUCAAACAUGAAUCGCCAGACUCUCGCCCCUACGAAAUCCCCCAAGCACAGAGGCGAGCACAGAGGCAUUCCUCGUCCAAUUCUCAAUGCGCUAGGCCAGCCGAUGCGAAACCUUCCACUUAUUGUGUGGUCUCUGGACCAUUCUCGACACGAGCGCUCACAAUUUUACAUCAUCGACAACAAGCAAAACAAACAACAACACGCAGCAGUCAUGAAUGAUCAUCCGCCUCGCCUCGUCUCGCCUCCCCGUGCCUCCACAGAUCAUGUCUGUACCUUACAUAAGUUGCUGCACUUGACCCUGCGCAGUAAGGUCAGGCCUCCCAAAAUGGAGAUGGAUGGACAUGGGAAUGUCCGACGGAUUCUCCCACUCUACAGUUAUCCCGCACAAGGCCCUGCCAAGGUCAGACGCGAGAACCAGCCCCAGUAUCCACUGACCGAGACUCUGAGACUUUGCACCGCGGAUGCUGGAAAGCCUGAACCACCACGACCACCUCGCAGAUAUGAGGCUCCAGCCGAGACUUCCUUUCUCUUGCAAAAGUGUCACAACUCAAGGACUCCCAAUCCACAAUUGGCCCUCCUUUCGCCACCAAUCAACUCCCACCGUCUCGAGCCAGGCUUCUUCUGGCAAUCAAUCUGCGUCCGUAUUGGUACCGAUGGGUGCCGCCAACAACCCGCUGCCCAAAAGCUCCUGCUCGAAUCAUCGAGGCCUUGCUCAGCUGGCAUCGAAUCCCCAUCGUACAUUGCCCAGCACGCCACUACUGGCUGCCGCGAACAAGAAAGAAAAAAAACCGCAGGCUAUGUCGGCCAUCCAUCCACAAAUUGUUUCAUCUCCCUGAGCGGCACAAUUUGCUCGGCCAUCCGAAUGAUUGUGGGCACGGCCAUGGCCUGGACUCGACAAAAAUUAUAUCAAAUCAUGCCUGGCUCGCGAGUCGCCCAGGCCUUCACUUCAGGCUUUGCACGGCGGCCUCGAUCAGGACUGCAACCCACAGACAAGAAGUUGGCACAGAAUGCGGACAUACGGGGGCUUGCUGUGGUCCAUCUGCAAUCAUCGGCUCUUACGGUGAUGGAUGAGACGGAGUCGAUACCCGGAACCAACCACGGCGAUGUGACCCUCAUCUUUCAUGGGCCCUCACCACCAUCAACGGCGAUGGCACGACAUUUCACAGUCGUGCCCUUCCAAGAAUACGCCAACACUGUUCUACGAAACCAGCGAGCCCGAACUUGCAAAUGGCGGCUGAGCGCUGACGACUAUUUGCCUCCCACUGGUCCAUUCUCGGCUGGGUUGUUCAGCGGCCCGCGACAGCACACUCAGCCGCGACUGGUCGGAACUGAAGCUGCCUCCAAGGUUAUGUUCUGCCACGAUGCCGCACCGAGACAAUGA
Molecule: messenger RNA, 1980 nt
Organism: Colletotrichum lupini
Lineage: Eukaryota; Fungi; Ascomycota; Sordariomycetes; Glomerellales; Glomerellaceae
Exons: 14
Coding region: 1-1980 (659 amino acids)
Source: RefSeq, a predicted model, not a curated record